AUGGAGGGGACCACGGACACCCGAGAACCGCGGGUGCGCUCUCGUGCGGAGGGGGUGAACCCGGCUGGCCGCAGCAAAGCACCGCUGCCUCGGGAAGUGAACAACGAGGGUUAUGCACCAACUGCACCGAGCAGAAGCCGUGCUCCGAGUUUGACACAUUUGACACGGAAGGCGACGGACGGCUCGGGCUCACGGAGCCCAGCUUUCGACUACGAGCAGAUGGCAAACGAGGCAGCUCGAGCGAGACGACCAGAGGUGCCGCCGAUUGAGCGCAGAACACUUCAAAAGCGCGACAAUCUUGUGGACUUCAUCCUGGCAGAUGCAGACACGGCUCGGGCUACGACUCCGCGGUUCAUCCGCGGCCCAUCGAUGAAGCGGCAAGCCAUGAGCACUUGCUACAGCCAGUUCCCAAGCAGGAAGCAGCUGACUCCUCGAAGACAUGGAGCGAAGCAG
Symbiodinium necroappetens is the source of this 453-nucleotide messenger RNA. NCBI's taxonomy places the organism in Eukaryota, Dinophyceae, Suessiales, Symbiodiniaceae. The record is from the annotation of a GenBank genome assembly.